This is a messenger RNA of Rhagoletis zephyria (snowberry fruit fly), 1167 nucleotides long. RefSeq lists its product as uncharacterized. The record is from RefSeq and is a predicted model, not a curated record. NCBI's taxonomy places the organism in Eukaryota, Metazoa, Arthropoda, Insecta, Diptera, Tephritidae.
CAACGGCUACAUUAACAAAACAAAAAUAAAAAAAUAAAAUAAAGUAAAAAUUGCACAACACGCCACGAUUGCCAACGCAAAAAGAUAAUGAUUGAAUUAAAAAUGAAUGCCGCGGUUGACAGCGCCGCCAAUAGCAAGCAAAACAAUAUAAGUGUAAAAUAUAAAAAGUGUAAAAACAAUAAUAGAAAUAGCUUAAACAACAACAGCAACAACGAGUGUUACAGCUGCAGCAUAGCAGAUAGCAAUAGUGCGCUGUUGUGUGUAGCGACAGUAGAACAACGAGUGCAAAACAGCGAACAAAUAUGGUUAAAUACCUUACAGCAACAAAAACAGCAAGCCGAUACAACCAACCACAGCGAAAGCAAGGAUGCGCACCACCACCAACAAUACUACGACCACCAUCACCACCGCCUCCAACACUCACAACAACAGCAACAGCAGCAGCAGCAUUUACAUGACCACCGGCAGCAGCAGCAGCAGCAAUGUUUGACAACAGUGCGUUAUGCGGAGCAUGUGCAACAACAAAACGAACAGCAUAAGCAGCCAUUUCCGAUACACGCGCCUGAACAUCGGCAGCAACAAUUUAAUCAACAACAGCCAAAACCUGAAGGCCGCCAGCAGCAGCAGCAACAACAACAACAACAUCGACAACGACUACGUCGAUGGCCAACACAUUGUUAUGCGGAUACAAUACGCUGUGAAACCAGCAACAAUGAGAGUAGCAGUAGUAACAGCGAAAUCGACAGCGACCAUACCACCGACAGGAGUAAAUUUAAUCCAAUGCAAGCAUCGCUGCACUCAUUCACUACUUCAUCAUCGACCACAUCCACGUCAUCCACCACAACGUCGUCUUCGUAUGUUUCAUCGUCAACGCGCGGUUGCACGUCGUCAUCAACAGUGACGGCAGCAGCAGUAAAUGCGGUGGCGAGUGCGGUGGGGAAUUUGCGUGGCUUAUAUGCAUUUACAACUGCCACAACUACCUCGCAAGCUGCAACUCCUACACUAUAUUUGUGGUGGCUAUUUGGUGUGUGUUUAAUACUAUUCACAAAUGGUGGACGUGACUGGCGGUCAACGGCAUUGACGCGUACUACAUUUAUGGUGGCAGCCUCGUAUUUGGAACCGGACGAACUGAUACACGAACUGGAUAGACCAGGUGAGUGGUCAUAA